AUAGAGGAACUGAUCUAAAACAAAAUGACUACAGAGGAGAAAAGAUACGACCCCAAAGACACGACUCUGAAGUUUGUCAACAGACCAGAUGAUCUGGAUCCACUACAGGAGGGAGAUAAGAAUCUCCGAGCAGAGAUGUCCUGCGGUCAUGCUGUGACCCCAGAGUCUAUCACUGGGUGGUGUCGCAGCCUGCUGGAUCAGGGCCAGCACAAAUUUAAGUGCCCUGCUUUAAAGGACGGCACCCUGCACAAGUGUGAUGCAGAGUGGUCCUACCAAGAGGUGCGCAGGCUGGCAGUGCUGACAGCUGAAGAGAUGCAGUACUUUGAAGAGAACAUCGCCCGCCUUGCUGCCACAAAAUACUGUGACUUCAAAACAUGUCCUGGUUGCAAAACCUAUGUGGAAAGAGAAGACCCGAGUAACCUCAGCGUGCAGUGCACAGUCUGCACGGCAGGCAAGGGGAAAGUCUACCAGUUCUGCUGGCAAUGUUUCAAGGAGUGGAAAGGUGCAGCUCCACGCUCUGACCGCUGUGACAACGACGGCUGCAUCAACCACGACCUCGAGCUCCUCAAGAACUGCAAGACCACCGCCCUCCCUCAGGUGGAGGGGGUCGACGCGUGUCCCUCCAUCCGGGCCUGUCCUACAUGUGGUCAGAGAGUGGAGCAUGACAAAACGGGCUGUAAGAACAUAAUCUGUCCUCGCUGUCAGGUCGAGUUCUGCUUCGUGUGCCUGAAACUCACUCCUGAGUGCCUGAAGACGAGCUCUUACUUCAUCGCCUGCAGUGAUGGUGUGGCUCCCAGACAAACCUCCAUACCUGUGUGGCACAGAAACUAAGAGUUUGCAAACAUUCACUACUCUUGAUGUAGCUUACUGCCUUCUUCUGUCACACUGUUCUGUUUCUUUUGGA
Molecule: messenger RNA, 904 nt
Organism: Perca flavescens (yellow perch)
Lineage: Eukaryota; Metazoa; Chordata; Actinopteri; Perciformes; Percidae
Product: probable E3 ubiquitin-protein ligase ARI5
Exons: 4
Coding region: 25-831 (268 amino acids)
Source: RefSeq, a predicted model, not a curated record